AUGGUUAACCACCGUUGUUUUUUCUCCAACUGUGAAAACGGUCCCGCAUACAUCUGCACAUGCUGUUCUAGCGAAACUUAUAUGUGCAAGUUUCAUAUGGGAUUUCAUUGGACUAACACUGCAAGCCAUUCUUUUAAGCCAAUUUUUUCUCUUCCAAACCCUGCCGCCAAAAGUUUAAUCUUAAGCAAGCUGAACAAAGAAAAACUUAAAGUAGACAAACUAAAAUCAAAAGUACUAAAAAAGUUUACCUUUGGAUACUCAUGUUUGUACAAUUUAAUGACUAAUAUUUUCAAUGUCAUCAAUAAAGAUGCCAAAGAAGUUCACGAGUCAAUUAACAAAAUUAAUAGCACUACAGAGAUUUCAAAGUAUGAGACAAAUAAACUACUUAAAUCAUUAUUAUUGAGUGCAGAAAACGCUGGUAAAGUUACUGAUCUUCCAAAAUUUAAGGCUAACCCAAACAUAGAGGCUGCCUGUUCAAUUAUGCUGAACAUUUCGAAAAUCCUUGAACAAUUGUCAAAAAAAUUGCUAGACCCUGAUGCAGGUGACAUUAUACAAGAAUUUCAAGACGCGCUAAAUGGAUUUGAAACCAAUGUUUUUUCAAAGGAGGAAGAAGCUUUAAUGAUUCAGCAAUUGCAUGCAAGACUCGAAAAGCUUUUAAGCUAUGAAGAAAUGAUAAAAAAAGCAAAAGAAAACUAUUUAGCAAAUUUUGAAUUGCCAGUAAAUCUGCAGAAUCUAAAAUUUUUAAUUAAACAAUGUGGGCCAGACAUUAAUAAAGAAAACUAUAAAGCAUUGAUCGAGGUUAACAGUGAAGCAAAGGAGCUUUAUGAGCUUCUAGAAAAAAGCUAUGAAACCCUAACACAAGAACUAGCAGCAAUGACCGACCAGCUGGCAUUCGAUAGCGGCUAUCUGUAUAGUAUUAAGAGAGACAAAACUAUUCAGCAGAAUAUAAUGCUGAAAUAUAGCAUUGAAAACAAAGCUUUUGAACGAAAAAAUCUUGAUAACGAGCUUUUAGACAAAGGAACUGCCAUAAUUCAACUCCCAAAUAGUGAACUUUUUUGCUAUGGAAAUUAUUCAUGCACUGGAUAUUCAUGCAUCAUCAAUCUCAAAACACUAGAAAUCAAAGAACUCCCUGAAGGAUAUCCAUGCAGCUCAGCAGGGAUCGCUUAUUACAACAAAUGCGUAUAUGCCUUUGGAGGCUGCUCUCAGAAGAAAAGCUGGUCAUCUCAAGCAUGCAAGUUCGAAUUGACUGGAUAUAAAUGGAAUAAGCUGCCUACCCUGGCUGUAUCUUACAGCUGCAAUUGCUCAUGUGCUGUUUUUGAAAAUAAUAUUUUAUUAUGCAGCGAAGGGAGAACUGACAUCGUAAAGUAUGAAAUUGAUAGAAAUUCUUAUACAAUUGUUGCUAAUAUAAGCUCAUUGAGUAAAGGAAAAAAACUGCUGUUCGCUGCGGAUUCAAGGGUUUUUCUGCUGGAAAGUAAAGGGAAUAUUUUUGAAAGUAAAGAUGGAAAUAACUGAAAGCAGAUUGAAAGCAGUGCCUUUGGGAACCACAACUGCUCUUUUAGUGUCUACAACCAUAAAUUUCAGUCGAUUUUUCUGUGCUUGAAUAGCAGACAAGUGCAUUGCUAUGAAUUCAACUUGCAUAAAAAACAUUUAGUAAAAUUAACUUCAACUUAUUAA
Molecule: messenger RNA, 1674 nt
Organism: Blepharisma stoltei
Lineage: Eukaryota; Ciliophora; Heterotrichea; Heterotrichida; Blepharismidae
Source: the annotation of a GenBank genome assembly